This is a messenger RNA of Sorex fumeus (smoky shrew), 5565 nucleotides long. It is a transcript of the gene ANTXR1, whose product is annotated as ANTXR cell adhesion molecule 1. Gene Ontology annotation, cellular component: membrane. Bases 314 to 2008 code for a protein of 564 amino acids. The record is from RefSeq and is a predicted model, not a curated record. Lineage: Eukaryota; Metazoa; Chordata; Mammalia; Eulipotyphla; Soricidae. The transcript is spliced from 18 exons. Gene Ontology annotation, molecular function: signaling receptor activity.
UGCUGCAAUUGCAAAAGCUCGAGUUCAGCCUCGGGAGCGGCGGGCCGGCCCGCGUGCCGCAGCAGCCCCUUUAAAAGAGCGGAGUUACAGUAUUGGGAUCCUUGAAACCUGAAACCUAGAACCCGAACCGAAGCGGAAACCAGAAGGAAAACCUUGAACUCCUCGAGACAAUUGCUUCCGGGGAGUUUCGGGAGAACGAGGGGGGAUCCGGGGCCCGAGAGGAGGGUCCCGCGGAUGGCGCGUCCCUGAGGGUCCUGGCGAGUUCGAGGAGCGUGGGAAGAGAGGACCCGACCCUCUCCCAGGGCUGCAGGUCAUGGCCACCGUGGAGCAGAAAGCCCUUGGCAUUGGCUUCAAGUGUCUCUCUUUGGCCACUUUUGUGCUCCUCUGCGCGGGACAAGGGGGACGCAGGGAGGAAGGGGGCCCAGCCUGCUACGGGGGAUUCGACCUGUACUUCAUUUUGGACAAAUCAGGAAGUGUACUGCAUCACUGGAAUGAAAUAUAUUACUUUGUGGAACAGCUGGCUCACAAAUUCAUCAGCCCACAACUAAGAAUGUCCUUUAUUGUCUUCUCUACUCGAGGAACAACAUUAAUGAAGCUGACAGAAGAUAGGGAGCAGAUUCGUCAGGGUCUGGAAGAACUCCAGAAGGUCCUGCCCGGAGGAGAUACUUACAUGCAUGAAGGAUUUGAAAGGGCCAGUGAGCAGAUUUAUUAUGAAAACAGUCAAGGAUACAGGACAGCCAGCGUCAUCAUUGCUUUGACUGAUGGAGAGCUCCAUGAAGAUCUCUUUUUCUAUUCAGAGAGGGAGGCUAACAGAUCCCGAGAUCUUGGUGCAAUUGUUUACUGUGUUGGUGUAAAGGACUUCAAUGAAACUCAGCUGGCCCGGAUUGCCGACAGUAAGGAUCAUGUGUUUCCUGUCAAUGAUGGUUUUCAGGCUCUGCAAGGCAUCAUCCACUCUAUUUUGAAGAAGUCAUGCAUUGAAAUUCUAGCAGCAGAGCCAUCCACCAUAUGUGCUGGAGAAUCAUUUCAAGUAGUCGUGAGAGGAAAUGGCUUCAGACAUGCCCGCAACGUGGACAGGGUCCUGUGCAGUUUCAAGAUCAAUGAUUCAGUCACACUCAAUGAGAAACCCUUCACUGUGGAAGACACUUAUUUGCUGUGUCCAGCACCUAUCUUAAAGGAAGUUGGCAUGAAGGCUGCACUCCAGGUCAGCAUGAACGAUGGCCUCUCUUUCAUCUCCAGUUCCGUCAUCAUCACCACCACACACUGCUCCGACGGCUCCAUCCUGGCAAUUGCGCUGCUGAUCCUCUUCCUGCUCCUGGCCCUGGCUCUUCUCUGGUGGUUCUGGCCCCUCUGCUGCACUGUGAUUAUAAAGGAGGUCCCUCCACCACCUGUGGAAGAAAGCGAGGAAGAAGAUGAUGAUGGUCUCCCGAAGAAAAAGUGGCCUACGGUUGAUGCCUCUUAUUAUGGUGGGCGAGGCGUUGGAGGCAUUAAAAGGAUGGAGGUUCGAUGGGGAGAAAAAGGUUCCACAGAAGAAGGUGCCAAAUUGGAAAAGGCAAAGAAUGCAAGAGUCAAGAUGCCAGAGCAGGAGUACGAAUUCCCAGAACCUCGAAAUCUCAACAACAACAUGCGUCGGCCCUCAUCUCCCCGGAAGUGGUACUCUCCCAUCAAGGGGAAGCUUGAUGCCUUGUGGGUUCUUCUAAGAAAAGGAUAUGAUCGUGUGUCCGUGAUGCGUCCACAGCCUGGAGACACGGGGCGCUGCAUCAACUUCACCAGAGUCAAGAACAACCAGCCGGCCAAGUACCCCCUCAACAAUGCCUACCACACCACCUCGCCACCUCCUGCCCCCAUCUAUACGCCCCCACCCCCUGCACCCCAUUGCCCUCCCCCACCCCCCAGUGCUCCCACACCGCCAAUUCCAUCCCCUCCUUCCACCCUUCCCCCUCCUCCUCAGGCCCCGCCUCCCAACAGAGCACCACCUCCCUCCCGACCUCCUCCUAGGCCUUCUGUCUAAAACCCAAAGUUCAUGGCUCUGAGCUCUCAGAAACUUUGGGGAGGAGACUCUACUGUGGUGUUAGAUCAAGUCUUUCUAGUUAAAGGAGUCUUCCACUUUGGAAAUGAGUGGUGAUAAGGCCCACUGACAUUCACAUACCUUCAAAAAUUGUUUUGUAAUGCCAGCACAUUGGCCAAUUGUGAUCAGAUGAAGGAAAUCAAAAUUUUGAAAUGACUAAAAACAAAGGAGACAACCACAGCCUCAAUUCUAGCCAGCCCACUAACCAUCACUUCUAGAAGGUUCCGAGAGUGUGUGAAGCUGCUGAGAUUCUCUAAAUGGGAUUGAGUCUCAUGGAGAGCAAUGAGAACAUCAUUUCUCUGAGGGUAAAAUGCAGAGUUGAUUAGGAAAUAACUUGGUUGGGUUUCUAAAAGAUGUUUCCUCUCCUCCACUCUUCAGAGGCAUUGGCCUAAGAACCAAGGGCUCUUCACCCAGGAAGGUAGAAGUCCUUUUUCUACAAUGCUGGGGAACUUAAGAUUCCCAUUGUGGAAAGAAACUCAACAUCAGACAGGUACCCAAAAGCCCGCUCUCCUGUGAUUUGCAGAGGAGUAAAUUCCUUAUUUUUAUUUCAAACUCUCCCACUUUCCAAGGGAGAGAGAGAGCAGGUAUUUAGAGAUGGAAAAGAGGUAUGUUGCCAGGUUGCUGUGUAAGUGAAAUCAGGUGUAUGCAUUGACAUGGGGAAGACUUAUGAGAGCAUCAUAUAGUUUCUAAACCCCACAGAUUAUCAGCAGCUAGAAGUGGCUGGUUUUGGUACAAUAUGACCCCUUACACAAUAGACAAUAACACUGUCAAGGAAAACCUGUUAAUGAUUCGUGUUAAAAAUCAGUAUUUGUCUUUAGUCUGAAUGAAGAAGUUAUUGACCCCAUUUUCCAAAGACAAAUGUGAGUUGAACUUCCCAAAAUGACAUCACUCGUCCCUGCCAUAUAGUUCCACACUUUGUUUUUCUUCCUUUCUUGGUUAAGGUGUGCAGCCAAGACUUCCACAUAGACCUAAAAGAUAAUGUACCUGACACGAUAAGAAAAUUAUUCCUAGCCUUUUUGAUUAACGUCCCAAAAAGUACAGGUGGUGACUACAAAAAAUAUUGUUCCUUGGCGUUUCAACAUAUUCACAUAAUCUGCUGUAAGCAAGGAAAAUAUACAACGUGACCACCCUGAGUGACUAGCACCUACUCCUCCAAGUCUUUCUGAAUCUGUUCCCAUUAGCAAGCCCUUUAAUCACUUUAUAGAUUGGGUUUCACCAUCCAGAGGUAAAAACAGGGGCUAUUGACAGGCUUUUGCACAAAAUUAUUCAAAAAUUUCACCCCCCUUUAGCAUUCCAUAGGUAUUAAAAUUCCUCUAAACCUCGUGAAUUGUGAAACCUUUUCUAAUAUCAAAUUAGAGCUUUAAGCUGUACUCACCAAAGAUCCUUCAGAAAUCCAUCAAGUCAAAUUAAUUCCAUUGCAUGGAACAGGGACAGAAGGACCUGACUUGCAUUUUAUCAACACCAACUUUGUAGCCAUAGAUCACCCAUCACUGUGCUAUUCUAAUGAAGACUAAUUAUUUCUUUGUCAAUCAUGACCCCAAAGAGCCACCACUCACCACUCACCAGUUAAAAUUGAAAAUAGAUGGGCCCUAAGUGCCACCCUUUUCUUAGAAAGUGGAAACAGAGAUUGCAGAGGAGACUGAGGAAUCCUUUGGGCAUAAAAGGUAUAGUGAGGGAGAAAUAGAUCUAACAGAGGGCCCUAGAGGGGAACUAUAUGCACUAAAUCUGCAGUGCCAAAACUAAACCCAUAUUUCUCCCAGCAUACCUCGGACCUAGCAUUCCUCCAAGUCUGCCACUUCCAGAAAGACCCUUCCAGAUUUCUCAUAGAGCGAAAAUCAGAGACAGUUUGUAAGACUUAAGAAAUCAACCUCUCUCCCUACCCUCCCAUCCCAGUUCUAUAUUUAGAACACUAGUUUCUUCUUUAGUGUAAACUCACGAAGCAGGGGCAGAAUGUCUCAGCUACCUGCAGUGACAUUGCUGGACUCCAGAAAACCAUUCCAUAAGAGAAUGGGCUCCCUAGGCUCACAAUGUAGAGGUGUUGAGCCCAUGGCAACUGUUUUGACUGCUGGCAGUACAAAAUGGUCCACCCCACACCACUGCUGCAUAACUCAUUGCACCAUAGAAAGUUCAAGCCAAGAUGCUGUCAUUUUUGUGCAAGAUGGUGGGCAACAGGUGAGAAUGUAACAUUCAGGAUCUCAGUAGCACAUUAAUCAUAACCAAGUACAGUUUUCAAGAUAUUUUGGUGAACUUUUUGAUGAAAUAGGGAACUGCAAAUAUCUGAUGAUUGGGAAAAGAAUUAGUAGGGUUUGACCUUGAAACUAACUCCUCAGGUCUUCCCUAGCCAUUUAGAAGUACAGUUGAGGAGAAGCUUCUUUCCUGUAUGAACAAGGCAAUAUUUUAAUAGUAGGCUGUUAGCAGGCUGAAAAAUUCUUUAACUGGUUCCUAAAAGCGAUCAGUACUUGUAUCAUUCCCCGUAAUAGGCAGCAGACAUAUGAUUGUGAUCAGAAAAUUGCACAAAAUUAUUUUUCAAUCUCUUAUUUUCCUCAAUAAGUUCCUUUUUUUUAUAAAGCCCAAUUUCUCGUUGUAUAUAUUCGUAUUCCAUGUGUUAGAUGGAAGCAUUUUCUACCCAGUGUGAAUAAAAAGAACAGUUGUAGUAAAUUAUUAUAAGGCCAAUGAUAUUUCAUGGCAGGUGAUUCUCCCAAGCUGUGCUUGUUGGUUUUUCCCAUGACUAUUGCUUUUCUAAAUGUACAAAUAGUUACUGAAAAGACGAGACCCUUGUUUGCACAGCAUUAAUAAGAACCUUGCAUUCCAUGCUCUCCUGUGUUAUUUCCAACUCACAACCAACUUAUGACCUAAAAUUUGACACAUACUUCAGUGAGAAACAAGGUCUCCUGGUAAAGUCAAAAACAAAACUGGUGGAUAAAUGAUAUUCAUGAAUAUUUGACCUUAGGCAACCUCAUUGUAAAUAUCACUAGAAUGGCCAGAGAUAUUCUCGAAGUCUUACAUAUACUGAAGUGCAAAUGCAGUGUCAGAUGAGGGCAAUCUAUUAAAGAACUAGAAGUGAUAAUCAGGUUAUAAGCAACAGUUUUGCCCUAGUACAAACCCAACAAAAUAGUUAAUGCUGUGUAAAACGGGUUGAACUAGUUUGCAAUUAUAUAAAGGUAGAUGCAGUACAAAGCCCGUUAAUGCACAACAGAAGGAAAUGAGAUGUUCUAGAGUUAUCUUUUCUAGUUAUCUGAGCUCUGCUAUAUUAUCAUACUUGGAUAACCAAUUUAAAAGAAUUAGAAUAUGAUCUUUUAAAUACACUUAACGUUAAACUUUUCUUCUAAUUCUUUCUUUUUUCUGUGAUAAUUCAGAAGACAGUAUGGAUCUUCAGUGCCUGAGUCAUUGUUAUAAAAAUUCAGUUAUCACUGUACAAUGCUAUAGAAGACUGGGAUAAACCUGUACAAUGACAAACCCUGGAAGUUGCUUUUUUAAAAAAAAAUUAAAUAAUAAAUUUU